Molecule: messenger RNA, 1104 nt
Organism: Glarea lozoyensis ATCC 20868
Lineage: Eukaryota; Fungi; Ascomycota; Leotiomycetes; Helotiales; Helotiaceae
Product: Isocitrate/Isopropylmalate dehydrogenase-like protein
Exons: 4
Coding region: 1-1104 (367 amino acids)
Molecular function (GO): oxidoreductase activity, acting on the CH-OH group of donors, NAD or NADP as acceptor; magnesium ion binding; NAD binding
Source: RefSeq, a predicted model, not a curated record
AUGAGCCCUUCAGCUGUCAAGCGUUCCAACUAUCGUAUUGCUUCUAUUCCAGCAGAUGGGAUUGGACCAGAGGUCAUCGAUGCGGGCAUCGCCGUGCUGAAAAAGAUUGCAACCACAUUAGAUACGUUUGAGCUCGACUUUACGAAUUUUGACUGGAAUAGCGAUAGAUAUAAGAAAACCGGAAAGUAUAUGCCUGAUGACGCUCUCAAGACAUUGAAAACUUUUGAUGCAAUUUUGUUUGGCGCUGUUGGGGCUCCUGAUGUUCCAGACCAUAUCUCGCUGUGGCAACUCCGCCUAGCAAUCUGUCAACCUUUGCAGCAAUAUGCAAAUGUUCGCCCUACCAAGGUGUUCAGAGGAACUCAUUCUCCUCUCAGGAAUUGUAAGACGGGUCAGUUGGACUGGGUAAUUAUUCGCGAGAAUAGUGAAGGAGAAUAUGCUGGUCAUGGUGGACGAUCUCAUCAAGGUCAACCAUGGGAGACUGCAACUGAAGUUUCAAUUUUCACACGGCAUGGUGUCGAAAGACUCAUGCGAUUUGCUUUUGAAACCGCACGAUCUCGCCCGAAGAAGCAUAUUACUGUCGUGACCAAGAGCAAUGCUCAAAGAAAUGGAAUGGUCAUGUGGGACGAGAUUGCUGCUUUGGUGGCUAAGGACUUCCCGGAUUUGAAAGUCGACAAGAUGUUGGUCGAUGCCAUGACCACAAGAAUGGUGUUGAAGCCAGAGAGCCUCGAUACAAUUGUUGCUACAAACUUGCAUGCAGAUAUCCUUUCGGAUCUUGCAGCUGCUCUGGCUGGAUCCAUUGGAAUUGCACCGACGAGUAAUCUUGACCCAACUCGAGAAAACCCGUCCAUGUUCGAGCCCAUCCAUGGAUCCGCAUUCGAUAUAACGGGGAAAGGAAUCGCCAACCCCGUAGCUACGUUCUGGACUGCGUGUGAAAUGCUAUCAUGGCUUGGUGAGAAGGAAGCUGCAGAUCAAUUGCUGGAAAUUGUUGAGGAUGUCUGUGAAAAGGGCAUCAUGACAGCGGAUUUGGGUGGUUCUGCCACUACGAUUGAAGUGACUCAAGCUGUUUGUGAUGAAAUUGAUUCCAAACUUGGGCAGAAGAAGUAA